Lasiosphaeria miniovina is the source of this 1227-nucleotide messenger RNA. RefSeq lists its product as uncharacterized. NCBI's taxonomy places the organism in Eukaryota, Fungi, Ascomycota, Sordariomycetes, Sordariales, Lasiosphaeriaceae. The coding region runs from base 1 to 1227 and encodes 408 amino acids. The record is from RefSeq and is a predicted model, not a curated record. The transcript has 3 exons.
AUGGCCGCCUACACCAUCACCAGCAUCAGCAGGGUGACCAACGACGACCUGAACACCGACAUCAGAGUGGGCUUUGGUGAUGCAAAUGCCCCUGGCGGCGGCAUGCGGAUGACGGUGCGGAACGACCACAUCUACAGCGCCGCAGACCCCGGCCAUCCUGCGGCCUUUAUGUACGCUGCCAACCGCAUCCCCCUCGUUGUCUCUGGCAGCCACGUGUUUCCUGCCGGCGCUGCCGCCUACCGCCUGAGGGGCACGGGGCCCAAUAACUUCACCAUCACCACGCAGCCCUUCAACGUCACUGGAGUUGCCGGAACCGACGUCAACUUCGACGCCUCUGUCUUCUCCAACGCGGGCGGCGCUCCCGGCUCCCCCUUCAAGGUGGUCGGCAACUGGACGUGGAGCAUUCUGAACGGCAUCACGGGCGCCGUCGUUGCCACCAGCGCUGCCACGCCGCUGGAGCUCUACUUCUUCUUUGGCGACCACUGCCUCCCCUACAUCUAUGCCCAGACGCACUUCCUGGAGCUGAUCCGCCUGUCCGUGCCGACCUACGACAUAGUCGCGGGCCAGGCCUGGGCCGCCCUCGAGUCCAACAUCGUCUGGAACGCCGUGGUCAACCUCUGGAACCACGGCGGCGCGGCCCUGCAUUACGACUCGCGAUUCCGCAAGGGCGGCGUCACGGAGCACCUGCGCCAAAACAACUUCAACCUGGGCAGCAUCAUGACACGGUCCGUGGCCACGUGCAACUGCUUCGACCUGGCCGCCCUCGCCAAGCUGACGCUCCUAUCGCUUGGCCGCAACGCCAACGGCGAACCGAUGAUUGCCGGAGCCGCGCUGCAGGUCGACCGGCCGUGGGGCUACAUCUUCCCGGGCCCGCUGUUCGGGUGGGCGAACACGGCCGCGCACAACUGCAACAGCCCGUUCUGGCAAGAGCGCCUAGGCGGGCCGGGCUACGACACGCAGCCGCUCAUGCCCCAGAACGACGCCAACCGCACCGCGUUCGACUGCCACUGCUACGCCGUCUACGACGACCACACCAACGUGAAGCGCGUCGUCGACAUCUGCCACGCCACCCUCACCGGCCCGCCCGUCGCCGCCCCCGGCCCCUUCAACCUCGCCGGCGGCCUGAUCGACGUCCCCAACUUCAGGGCCGCCGGCAUCGACGUCGGCGCCAAUGCCUUCGGCGCCCCCGUCGCGUCGGAACAAGUUGUGAACUGGGUCGACUUGUGA